This is a messenger RNA of Malaclemys terrapin pileata, 9288 nucleotides long. RefSeq names its product coiled-coil domain containing 190 (gene CCDC190). Bases 393 to 1307 code for a protein of 304 amino acids. NCBI's taxonomy places the organism in Eukaryota, Metazoa, Chordata, Testudines, Emydidae. The transcript is spliced from 4 exons. The record is from RefSeq and is a predicted model, not a curated record.
GCUGCAUCUGUGCCCUGAGCUGUGAGCCUGAUCCUGUCCAGCUCCCUGCUCUGCUAGGAAACAGCCUUCCUCUGCUAGCUCCAGAUCAGCAAUUCCCGGGCGGGGAGAGGCUUGAGGGUACCCCACAAGGAGGAAUUCCCAAGUGCGCCUUCCUGGGUCUAAAGGGGUUUUGGAUGGUGGCAGCAUCUACCCAUCCAAGGUCAGAGAGAAGCUGUAAUCUUGGGAGUUUAAUACAAACCUGGAGUGGCCAGUAUUAAUUUUUAGAAUCCUUGCAGGCCCCCACCUGCCAGAGUGGGAAAUCAGCCUUGACAGGUCCCUUCCAUGGUGCUGUGCUGUUAUCUGGGACUUCCCAGCCUAGGAGGGGAGCAGCUCUCGGCAUCAUACAUCGGUCUAUGGCAGAGGGAGACCCAUCCAGGCGCUGGGAGCUGGAGAGACAGGAUGUCAAGCGGGCUGAAGCCCGGCUCAGCCAUGGGCUGCAGGACUUAGAGGAAGCACGAUUCUACCAAAUGAAUUCAAUGAUCAAAGAGCAGAGGCAGAUCCAGAAGGAGCUACAGAAACUGCAACAAGGCAAUUCCCGGAAGAAGGCCCAUGUGACUCUCGGGGACCUCUCCCAGGAGGUUGGUAAAAGGUCAGCUCUGCCCAUGCUCCCAACUUCGUCAGGGCAGCAGCACAGCAAGAGACGAGUGGAGCAACUGAGAGCACCGAGAAGUACUUUGCCCAAGAUGGAGGGACCCAGACAGGCAGCCCAAUCACCCUUGCAGCAUCAGACAUGCGACCAUGAUGUCCUGGAUAAUGCGGGGCAGGAGUCCUCUGGAAGGCAUGGGUCAACUUCAACAUGCACCCAGACCAAAGCUGCAAGCUCCAUCACAGACAUCAGCCUGUCAGACCUCAGGCAUUCCAUCGCUAGGCGGCUGAGCACCUCUGCCAAUCCGGCAGAGCACGAAGAAACCAACAGCCAAGGAGAGCUGGGUACAGGCCCCACAGUGCUGCCCUGUGGACAGACAGAGGCCAGCGAUGUGGAUGGCAGUGACACCAUGCCCAAGCCCACUAGCUGCACAGAGAGAAAGAAGCCUUCCCUUGGCCACGAGAAGCUAAGUUCUGAUACAGAUCCAUAUGCCUCAGACAGAAGCCACCUCAGACCCAUGCACAGCAGGCCUGGGUUUCUGGAGUUGUAUGCUGAAGCCAGGAAGGCCCGGUAUAUCCGGCACAAGGGCAUUCCAGCCUCAGAGAAGGAACUCAGCCUGCAAGAGAUCUUUGGGCAUGAAAACAGCUUAGACUCCAGCCCCCCAGGAGCAGCACAACCCUGAAUGAUGGCUCCUUCCCCUAAGAGAGGCUUGUGAGGGUCAGCCACAGGAAAAGGUGGUCUGCCCUGCUGUCUGGAACAGCCAGCUAGCCGGGGUUAUAAAGUCGUAGAUUGUAAGUGUUAGGGGGCUUAUUCCUUCACCCGCUCACUUCCCUGGUCCUUCUCGCAUGAACAGAGAGCAACAAUACCCGAAGUCCGAAGGUGCAAACAAUUCAAUGUUUAUUGGGGUGAACUUCCAGAAAGCAAUGAUUCCAAUUUCCUUCCUUAGUGUUCCCCAUCCCAGCUCUGACACCACAGAGCCUUGACUGUGUCCCUGUUCCCAUUCUCUGUUCCCAUGCCCACCCUUAGCAAAACAUGUAACCCUUCUGUCCAUCUAAGUUGGCAGCAACAAGGGCCAGGUUCUGUAUCUAGGGGUUCCGUUUCAAUAAUGCAAUGCAAAACCGGCUCAAGCCCCCACCCAGUGACCUGGGACAAUUACAUACCACCCCCUGGGUGCCUCUAAGAGGCAAUACUUCCCCUCUCGCAAGCACGGAGUCUGAGUGUAACAGAAAGUGUUUAAUAACAUGAGGUAAACGACAUCAGCAUUAAAUUGGAAAAAACACCACAAACAGGAUUCAUAAAACAAACCAUGAGCAAAAAAAACCCACCCCAGCAAGUUGGGCUGUGUCCUUUCCCUUGGGUUCUUGAAUCCAGCAACCCAAAAAUCACCCAGAGUCCCCAAAGUCCAACAUCCCUGAAGUCUCUUGGGUCCAGCAACCACCUAAAGUCCCAAAAGUCCAACAGACCUUAAGUCCAACAGACCCCAAAGUCUCUGUCCCUGGCCAGUGCAGCCCUGGAGUAAAAGGGCGGGGGGGCCACGCAGGGUGUUAAGGGGCACCUUACGUGAUCCGAGGCCAGCUGGCUGUCUCUCCGUGGGGUUCUUCCACAGCCUUCACCACAAGCCAGUCCAGCCAUCCCACAAACUGCUCCGCUCCCCAACCUGUGAGCUGCUCCAGCCAUCCCCCGCAAACAGCUCCGCUCACCAUUCCUUCGGCUGCUCCAACCAGCCCCACAACUUGCUCUGCCAGCUGCUUAGCAAUAUAGCUUCAGGCUCCCCCACUAGUUAACACAGUACUCAGUGAUCUCAGCUCCUAAUAACUUUAGGUCUUUUGUGAUUUCAGCACUUAGCAAUUUCAGCUCAUAGUAGGGGAGCCCCAGUGUUAGUACACUAUUGGCCCAAAGUGAAUUCAGCUCAGCAGCCUGUAACUAGACUUCUAAUGGAAUCAAAGUUAGCUCUGACAUUCAGCAGUGGAGAGAGAAGGUAGUACAAUUAGUGUUUCAAACCCCCCAGAGGGGGCCCAUACCAUCAGGUACAAAUACCUGUCCCCAUCCUCUCUUUCAAUUCACUGGGUUUUGUAACCCAUGCCCCUUGUCAAGGGAGUGCUACUUAGGUAAUGGUGAAGGACUCACUCAGUCCUUCUGUCAUACAACAGUUCCACUGGCCUUGAUUCACAGAAUCAGGGUAACAAAACUUUAUUCUUCCUGCCCCAAUAACAGAGAAACUGGGGAUCCCACACCAGCCAAAGUAACCACUUUGAGUUGCUGUUGUUUCAUGCCAGGCGAGUGGGUGUGCCUAUGCAAACAAGAUCAGCCUCUGGAGUUCUUUUCCACACUCGCCAUAAUUCACCACCAGAUGUCAGGGUAGAGCUCAUCCUGACUGCUUACAAACAUGAUUCCAAUUCCCCCCUUUUAUUUCCUAAUUGACUGCAGACUAUGUAGUAAAACUUGAGUUCUGCUUAGCUAUACCUUAAUCAAUCAUUUUACUGAAAUUUAACUAACCAUUCCUAACAUAUUGUAACAAGAUUAUCUAACCAAUUAUCUCCCACCACCUUAAUUGGUUUACACCCAACAAAAUUAAUUAUACAGCAGACAGAAACAAUCACAGAACCAGACAGAGAUUAUACAGACAAACAAUAGGGAAAUGGAGACUACAAAGAGAACAACAAAGAAAUGAGGAUUUCACACCCCAGCUAUUGAUAAGUGAGUUCUUGCCAGACAGGAUGCUAUCAAAAUAAGUUUUCUUUAAAUCUUCUAGGCUCUUCCCUUUCUCUGGAGGUGAUAGAUUGGAUCACCUUUUUAACAGCCCAAAACUGCCUUAUUUCAGUGUGAGUGGUGAGGACCGUGACCCUUCUCUUCCCAGUUUAUGGUUGCCUCUGCUGCUUAGUUAAAGACCUUAGCCUAAGAACAAGGCCUUAGACUAUCAUAGUGAGAGAAGGCCUAUAAGCAGGCAGACUGAUUUUGAUUCUUGUUUUGUACUUCUAUAACUAGCUAAGUGAUAAGAAUACACCUAAACUCUUAAAGUAUAGGCCUUUGCAGACAGGCCUGAAUAUCUAUAGCUACUAAGGCCAUUAGGGCAUCUAGUCUGACCUUUUUAAGACAGACCAGGGAAUUUCACCCAGCUACUGCCCAUAGCUUCUGCUUGAGCUACGGCCUAGCUUUUUGAAAGAGACACCACCUCCUGAUGGAAAGAUUUCAUCUGAGGAAGAAUCCACCACAGCCCUUGGGAAGGUGUUUUACCCUCACUGUAAAUAAGUUGCCACUUUCUCCCAAUCUGAGUUUAUCUAGCUUCAACUUCCUGCUCUUGGCUCUCAUUUUACCUGUGUCUGAUAGAAUGAAGAGCCCUCUUCUCUCAGAAAUCAUCUCCCCAUGGAGGUACUGGUAGCCCAUAAUCAAGUGGUUUCUUAACCUUCUCUUUGAUCAGCUAAAGAGAUUGAGCUGAAUUUCUCUCACUCACUCACAGGCAGGAUUGCCAGACCUCAAAUCAGUCUCGCGACUCUUCUCCGAACCCUUUCAGCAUCCUUGUAGAAGUGUGGGCCCCAGAAGGGCCACAGUGUCUGGUAGUGGUCUCACUGAUGCAGUACACAUGGUGUAUGGCAACCCUGCAAUGGCAGAGCAGGGGAGUUCAGACCACCUGUGGAUCUCACUCCUCUGGAAUGAAGUGGAGCAUCUCCUCACUGUUCCCAGUCACCCAAAACCACCCAGAGUAUCAUCCAAGGUCUGGGGCUCUGCAAGUCCCAGGCCACAUUCCAUGCCCUCCUGGGUGCAGUGUGCCCCAUGCAGAGCUGCUCCUACUAGCCUGGGCCCAGGCACAGGGUUCUGCAGGGACUCUCUCUGCAGACAGCUGCAGGCAUAGGCAGCAGUUGGAAGGAGCCUGUGGCCGUGUUUAAAAAUCUUUCUGCGGUUGGGAGGUUAAGUGACAUGCUGAAGGUUACCCAGAGGAUCAGCCCAGCUCUCCUGAACCCCAAAGCUCUAACCACUAGGGAAGGCUUUCCCUCCACCCCUAAUGAUCUGAUUCUGGUGUCCAGAGGCAGGACUUGGGCAUGCUCUUCUGAUGCAGCCAUGUUUGUAUCUUGUGACACUCUUUGGGGCAGGGAUUGACUGUUUGUGGCCUGUUUGUACAUUGCCUAGCCCAAUGGGGUCCUUAUCCAUGACUAGGGCUUGUAGGUGCUAUGAUAAUACAAAUAAUAAAUGAUAGAAUAAUUCCUGCCAGCUGAGAACAAGAGUAUGGGACAUUCCUUUUCCAAUCUGUGCCUUGAGUUUUCGCCUCCCUCGGCCCAUCCAGGAGACUCAAAAUAUUAGGCUGGUUGUGAAUUUAAUUGUCUUAUAUACAAUUUAAGUACAUUAAACCAAUUAGUGUUGCCUCUUUGGUCCGAGGGGGUUCACAAUAUCUGGGGCCUUGCAGGGUUGUUCGCGUUAGGCUGAGGACUGGCUGCUACAAGUCAGGGCUAUUCCUGGUGUCACAGAGUGGCCACACACUCCAGUGUCCCUGAACACAACAGCAGGCAGUUUCCUUGCUCACAAAUCCUCACAUCUGCCUCUCCAACGAGCUCUGCGCCCAAAAUGCCCUGUGCCUCUGCUGCCUCCCAGGGUCAUGCUGACAACUCCUUCUCCAGGCUUUCUGUCCCCAGCACACAUCACCUGCAACAGAGAGCCUAGCCCCUGCAUCUGCACCCAGGGAAACCCCUAUUAAUCUAUCUCUGUUAUUUCUGGCCUGGCCACGUGGCUCAGUGUCUUACGCAGGCACCCUCAUUGGCUGUGGCUGGUUUUACUACAUAGACAGGCUUGGUUGCUCCAUUUGCGGAACAUAAUGAGGUCUGUGAUUUGUCUUUGGGUCUGAGACCCACCUGAUAGCAGUUGCUAGCAUCUUCCAGCAUAACAAUAUCCCUCUGAAAGGCCUUGGAGCAUGGGAGCAAGCUGCUGCCUUACUAAUGGAUGGCCUGAAUGUGUGGUGAACUCUGUUCUACUCGGCCUUUAUAGUCUGUGAUUGUUGCUAUGCUAGCUGUGACGAAGUGGGAAUGUUGUUAAUGUCUUCUCUGAAUACUGUGUGUGCCUCAGUUUCCCCCUAUGUGUUACUCAAAUAUUUAGGUGGUGGGAGAGAGUGUGUGAUCAUUGCAGCAGCCCAAGAAGGUGUGUGACUGCGACUGAUACUCUGUAGCCUGGCAAUUGAGGGCUGGGCCCCCUCCUCUGUAAGGAUCAGCCGGAGGUGUUGAGGUGUUGCUGCAGACCAGGUGACCUGCUGGCCUGGAGAAAAAGACAAAGGAAUGAGGAGGGGCAACAGGAAUGUCUGGGGGCAGGCAACUGGAACUGGUCAGUUUCUUGUUUGGGACUCAGACUGGGGAAUUCAGGACACCAGGUCCGGGAUUCCCCCAAGAUGGGCUUGGCUGAAAGUCACUGAUUUCUGUGCUAACAAGCUCUGCUCUAUGCUGUGUGCUGUCAACUAAUAAACCUUCCGUUUUACAACACUGGCUGAGAGUCACUGCUGACUGCAGAGUUGGGGUGCAGGGCCCCUCCGGCUUCCCCAGAAGCCUUGCCCAGGCAGACCCCACUGUGGGCAGUGCACACUGUAAUCUCACACCCAUGUAAUCUAACACCCAUCAAAAGUGAUCACUUUGGCAAAGCAGCUCCAUUAUGCUGUGCACCUAGGCAGAAUAUCGUGUCUAUGCAAAUAUGGUCUGUUCCUGAAGCCUUUUACCCCAGUGUGUCACUAGAUGUCAGGGGAGAGCUCAUUCAGACCCUGCUUACACUGAUUCUGUUUUUUCAGUGCCCUUGGGGCGGGGCGGGGCGGGGCAUCACAUGUUCCAGGUUUUCUCCACAACUGGGAGAGUGAGAAACUUGCUUUUCACAGACAUCAUCUUCCUUUCCAAACGCAAGCAGCUGGACAUCAUACCAAAAGGACUAAAGGUAAAAAAUCCAUUACAAUCUACAUAUCACACAGACUAUGCUGAGAGACUGUGUCACACACUCUCAAAGAAACUGCGAAACCACCUGAUCAGCAUCCUAUACAGCAAACAGGGAAAGAUUAAGAAUGAGCUCUCAGAACUAGAUACUCUCAUAAGAAACCAACCUUCCACACAAACUUCCUCAUGGAUAGACUUUACAAAAACUAGACAAGCCAUUUACAAGACAAACUUUGCCUCUCUACAAAGGAAAAAGGACACUAAACUAUCUAAACUGCUACAUGCCACAAGCAGCCACAACAGUAGUUCCCUUAACCCACCCAGCAAUAUUGUUAAUCUUUCCAGCUAUACUCUUAGCCCAGCAGAAGAGUCUGUCCUGUCUCAGGGCCUCUCCUUUUGUCCCUCCAGACUCAUGAAUAUGAUACAGUGACCUAGAAUCCUACUUUCGACGUCUCCGACUCAAAGAAUAUUUCCAACAUACCUCUGAACAGCAUACUAACCCACAGAAUCCCCCCUACCAGCACUACAAAAAAAAAAAGGAUUCUGCGUGGACUCCUCCGGACGGUCGAAACAACAGACUGGAUUUCUACAUAGAGUGCUUCCGUCAAAGUGCAAAGGCUGAAAUUGUGGAAAAGCAACAUCACUUGCCACAUAACCUCAGCAAUGCUGAACACAACGCCAUCUACAGCCUCAGAAACAACCCUGACAUCAUAAUCAAAAAGGCUGACAAAGGAGGUGCUGUCGUCAUCAUGAAUAAAUUGGAAUAUGACCAAGAAGCUGCUAGACAGCUCUCUAACACCACAUUCUACAGGCCAUUACCCUCUGAUCCCACUGAGGAUUACCUAAAGAAACUACACCAUCUGCUAAAAAAACUCCCUGACAAAGCACAGGAACAAAUCUGUACAGACACAUGCCUAGAAUCCCGACCAGGGGUAUUCUAUUUGCUACCCAAGAUCCAUAAACCUGGAUAUCCUGGACGCCCCAUCAUCUCAGGCAUUGGCACCCUAACAUCAGGCUUGUCUGGUUAUGUAGACUCUCUCCUCAGACCCUACGCUACCAGCACUCCCAGCUAUCUUCGAGACACCACUGACUUCCUGAGGAAACUACAAUCCAUCGGUGAUCUUCCAGAAAACACCAUCCUGGCCACUAUGGACGUAGAAGCCCUCUACACCAAUAUUCCACACAAAGAUGGACUACAAGCUAUCAGGAACAGUAUCCCUGAUAAUGUCACAGCUAACCUGGUGGCUGAACUUUGUGAUUUUGUCCUCACCCACAACUAUUUCACAUUUGGGGACAAUAUAUACCUUCAAGUCAGCGGCACUGCUAUGGGUACCCGCAUGGCCCCACAAUAUGCCAACAUUUUUAUGGCUGACUUAGAACAAAGCUUCCUUAGCUCUCGUCCCCUAACGCCCCUACUCUACUUGCGCUACAUUGAUGACAUCUUCAUCAUCUGGACCCAUGGAAAAGAAGCCCUUGAGGAAUUUCACCAUGAUUUCAAUAAUUUCCAUCCCACCAUCAACCUCAGCCUAGAUCAAUCCACACAAGCGGUCCAUUUCCUGGACACUACUGUGCUAAUAAGCGAUGGUCACAUAAAUACCACCCUAUACCGGAAACCUACUGACCGCUACACUUACCUACAUGCCUCCAGCUUCCAUCCAGGACACACCACAUGAUCCAUUGUCUACAGCCAAGCUCUAAGAUAUAACCGCAUUUGCUCCAAUCCCUCAGAUAGAGACAAGCACCUACAAGAUCUCUAUCAAGCAUUCUUAAAACUACAAUACCCACCUGCUGAAGUGAAAAAACAGAUUGACAGAGCCAGACGAGUACCCAGAAGUUACCUCCUACAAGACAGGCCCAACAAAGAAAAUAACAGAACACCACUAGCUGUCACCUUCAGCCCCCAACUAAAACCUCUCCAGCGCAUCAUCAGAGAUCUACAACCUAUCCUGAAAGAUGAUCCUUUACUCUCACAGAUCUUGGGAGACAGACCUGUCCUCGCUUACAGACAACCCCCCAACCUAAAGCAAAUACUCACCAGCAACCACACAUCACUGAACAAAACCACUAACCCAGGAACCUAUCCUUGUAACAAACCCCGAUGCCAACUCUGUCCACAUAUCUAUUCAAGUGACAUCAUCAUAGGACCUAAUCACAUCAGCCAUACUAUCAGGGGCUCGUUCACCUGCACAUCUACCAAUGUGAUAUAUGCCAUCAUGUGCCAGCAGUGCCCCUCUGCCAUGUACAUUGGCCAAACCGGACAGUCUCUACGCAAAAGAAUUAAUGGACACAAAUCUGACAUCAGGAAUCAUAAUACUCAAAAACCAGUGGGAGAACACUUUAACCUGUCUGGUCAUUCAGUGACAGACCUGCAGGUGGCUAUAUUACAACAGAAAAACUUCAAAAACAGACUCCAACAAGAGACUGCUGAGCUGGAAUUGAUAUGCAAACUAGACACAAUCAACAAAGGAUUGAAUAAGGACUGGGAAUGGCUGAGCCAUUACAAACAUUGAAUCUAUCUCCCCUUGUAAGUAUUCUCACACUUCUUAUCAACCUGUCUGUACUGGGCUAGCUUGAUUAUCACUUCAAAAGUUUUUUUUCUCUUACUUAAUUGGCCUCUCAGAGUUGGUAAGACAACUCCUACCUGUUCAUGCUCUCUGUAUGUGUGUAUAUAUAUCUUCUCAAUAUAUGUUCCAUUCUAUAUGCAUCCGAAGAAGUGGGCUGUAGUCCAUGAAAGCUUAUGCUCUAAUAAAUUUGUUAGUCUCUAAGGUG